AAUGCCUGGAGUUUGCUUUUUUCAGAGCGAGCUUUCUGUCCUAGCAGUUUGUUUUGGCCUUGGACCCUUUCUCUGCUGCUGUGAGCUUAACAAGAUCCUCUGUCAUUCUCCAGGGAAGCUUUCGCACUCAACGCUGCGGGUUUGAAUUGGCUUUAAAUAAAAGGUGUUCUGUUUCUGAAAUGCCCUGCUCUUCAGAGCUCUCUGUGUGCAAUACAAACAGCCAGCAGACAGAGCCGUUCCAGGUGAAGUGCCCGAGUGCGGUGACGUGGCAGAGAGCUGCAGGGAAGUGUUUGCAAUUGAGUCCCAAAGGAAAAUGGCUUUGUCUGAAAACCCACCAUCUGCAGGUGAUGGCUGAGUGUCAAGGUCAGGGCUGAGCCCCUCUGUCUGCACGAUGCCUUUGUGUUGACCACCCUGCUUGGCUGAAGGAGAUGGAAAGUGGGAGAAGCAGAGGGUUCAGCCACAAUGCCUGUCUGUCUGCCAGCUCCCUUCAGAAAGGUCCUGCUGGCUCCUGACUUGUCUCUUCUCAGAUCCCGGGCAACCUCUUGCAUCCAGAGCUGCUUGGCAGAUGGGUGCUGUGCUGUGUUGUGUGGGAUUGCCCCUGAUGACCUCAGCCUGCUGUGUUGGAGCUGCACCCAGGGCAGGCCAGGUGCAAGGGAAUACUUGAGUAAAGCACCUUUCUGAAAGAGGUAUGAAAUGGACUCUUCCCAUCAGUUUGAUCUGAGGAAUCUCUUGAAAGUAUGUCUUACCCUAUGGCCUCAGGGUCCACAAGGGUGGUCCAGCUUUGCUAAGCCUUCUGGAAGCAUCACAUUCUCACUUCCCCUUCUGCUAGUUUCUCCUGCCUUGCCCUGAAGGGAUGAGACAUCUGCAGGACUCUGCUGCUGCUUAGUGUGAAAUGUUGUAAAACCCAGGCAUUGAUUUCUCAAUCAAAGGUGUCUGUUUGCUCCUUGGUCUGUGGCUUUAAUGCCUGCAAAUACAUCUUUUGCUCCCUAACGGUUUGCUUUAAGAUUUUGAAAUUGACUGUUGUGCUUCGGAGACUGGGGAAGUGAACAGGUUCAAUCAAGCCAGUAUUAUUAGUGCUGGCUCACAGGGGGGGUUGAGCCAGGCAGAAGCCUGGGUCACAGUGUCUGUCGUGUCUCAGGGGAGACCUUUACCUGUGUCUGGCCAUGGUGUGGGGCUCCGUUGCUCUGCUGGUUCCUGGAAAGCUGUGGGUCCUUUUGUCCUGAUGGUGAACCUGGGUCAGUGGGUGUGUGGUCUGAAGGCUGAAGUUGCAGCUUAACCUAUGAACAGACGCCAGAUAAACCUGUAGACAUUAAAAUGAACAAAAUUCCACCAGAUUUCCAUCCGCACUUCUCAUUUUCAUAGGAGCUGUGUGUGUUCCUUGUUUCCAGAACGCUGUGGUUUUGUUGUUCUGGAGGUGCAGUGUAGAUGAUGCAAGCCUUGCUGAAAUGGAGCUGCUUCUGUGGAGAAAUACAAGAGCUGAAAGUAGAAAGGAUUCCUACCUCCCAGGGCUGCUGUCCUGCAGGGAUGACUGGUGUGACCUAAGCUGGGACUGUCACAUCACCUGGGCUCCAACUGCUGCCACUGGUUGCCCUCAGUUUCCCACUGUUUAAAGGGGUGACGUGGAAAACCCUUUCCAAAGACCAGAGAUGGAGAUGCUCAGCUGGAUGGGGAGGGAUGUUAGCAGCAGGAGCAGAGUGGAGCAAAGGAGGAGGGAUGCUGAAAUGCAGGUGACUCUUAGCACUAAUUGUAUGCAGCAGAGCUGUCUGGGGGGAGGCUGAAGGAAGCAUAUCAAGAAUGUCUCAGCUAUUCAAGUGAGAAAUCAAAUUAAACCUUGUAUCAAAUAGUGGAGCUGUUCUAUGCUAGGAGUUAUGUCAAAUUCAUUAAAGGUUUCUACACACCAGUCCCCCCAGGAGUUAGCAAAGAGAAAAAACAACACUUUGUGUCAGGGGGCUGUGCUUUCCUGCUUACCUGGAUAUGUUAAUGAUGUGGGUAGAGGAAGGGAGGAUUAUCGAUUUAACCCUCAAGAUACAGGUGAGGGGAGCUGGGACUCCACAGCAAUGCUGUUUGUGUGCUGCUGUCAGUGUCUGUCCAUGUGUCUGUGCUGCAUGGUGGAGGGUGAGAGCCAGGGACUAAAGCUGCAGCAGGCUGGAGGUGUGGAAGCUGCUCUUGUUCCCAGUCUCCUGCUAACAGGCUGGGAGGUGGAGUCACUUGGAUACCCAGCAUGUCUGAGAGUAGCCUGGAGGAGAUGGAAAUACCACCAUCGUACAGCCAGACUUGCUUCUCAUUGGGCAUGAGUCCAUGCUUGUUCCAGGCAAGGAAAAGCUCUGGACAACGCAUUGCUCCCUCCAUGGGGACAGAUUGUAUGGGGGCUGGAUGGAGCACAGGCUUGGCAGGAGAGAGCCUAGAGCUGGGAUGAGCUGCCAGUGCAGUGGCAGAAGAGUCUGCUAGGAACGUGUGAUCUGCAGCAUGCCACGGGACUUCAGCUGCAGGGUGAGCUCCCAGAGUUGCACAGCACAGGCUCUGCAAAAUCCCAGGGGUUCAGCUUGUAGCUGCUUCUCACGGGGGCAGUGAGGCACUCUGGAGAGCUGGCAGCUGUCUGGAGGUGAGGAAUGCUGAGCUUCAUCCACUGCAAAUGCUGAAUGCCAAAGCCAUCUCAAGCUGAUGUGCUGAGGCCCAGGCUCUGCUAACGCUAUCUGAUUUUUUUUUAUCAUCCCUGAUGCGUGUUGUGCUUUGACUUAGAUGCACUCAAGUGUGGGUUUGAUAUUUAAAAGUCAUUUACAGUACUGCUGCUGUGCUGGCAGGAGAAAUUAGUCUGACCCUGGGAUGUACAAAUCCUCAUUUUGGAGCAGAGCAACCUGAGACAGGCAAGGCUUAGUCUGCUCAGGUGCUGUGCCUACUGUUAGCUCUGCACCAGGGCUCUGCAGCCAGCUCGUUGCCUUUCCUCCCUUUUCUUUUUGUUAACUUGUAAGAAUUUGUAUUUUUAAGUCAAAUUUAAGAUGCUAAACCUCAAUUAAGGAUACGUGUAUUAAUUUCCAAGAUGUAAUUUGUUUACAGAACAUUCCCAUUCACAGCAGCGAGCGCUGAUAAUUGCCAUGGUUUGCUUUCCAGCCUUGGAUUUGAUACAGCUGAGAGCAUGUGAAGGUGGCUCCCAGGUGGGCAGUGCUGGCUCCUGGGUGGGAACACGAGGAGCUUACCUAGGAGCUGAUUCUGACCUGGGCACUUCUGCUUUUGCCCAAAGCAGUUCUUGUCCUGGGGUCUGGGAAUGAGCCUGGCUGUGCCUGUUCCCUCUUUUGUCUGUCCUGUGAUACCCUUUGUUAUUUCUGCCCCCAGCUUGAUCUGUAGGCAUCCUCAUCCUGCCCCAGUAUUCCUGCAAGGCCGAACAAACUGCAGUGUGUGUGCUCCUGGAGACAGAGCUGCAGAAAAUCAAUGGGGCCAGAAGAGAAUGAGGCAGUACGUGCUUGUCCUUCGAGCUGCCAGCAGAGGGGAUGGCAUCUUUGCAGCAUGAUGGCUCAUGGCUAUUUUUUUUCCUCUGGCAGGAGCUAUUGCUCUGAGCUGCAGAGAUGCUGUACUGAAGCUUUGACAUGCUGAGCUCUGUGUCCAAUUCCUUCGAAGCACGCUGUUCCAUCUACCUUUGAGAUGCCAGCUCCUCUAGGGUGAGGUGGGCUGUGCAGCAGAGCUGUCCCUGCUCACACUGUAAUCCUCAGCUGUCAGUGUCUUGGAUGAGUUCUUGGAGGGUAUCCAGACAAACACAGGAGAGAUUUCAACUGCUGCGAUCCCCUGUCCUAUUUUAUCUCAUUUUUGACAGCCCAAGUCUGCUGAGGUUGGGAAGUGGUGAAAAGAGGAGAGCAGCUUCCUGCAUUUGUGGAUGAAGAAGCACUCCUUGCUCUGACAGCCUGCUUGCUUCUGCUGUUUCCUGCACUACUGACGGACUGUCUCUUGCCUUCUAGACUAGCUGCAUCUUCAGGAGAAUGUCCCAGAUGGCUCUUCAGGGAAAGAAUCAGAGACUGAUCGGUGGCCAAAAAAAGUCUCUCAUCCAGUAUCAAAGCCUUAGCCUCACCUUAUGCUUCCCAAGGACAGCUUGGAAAGGGCGCAGUGGAGCUGCUCCUGUUCCUCUUGCAGGGUAUCUAGAGAAAAUCCUGUGUUUCCAGAUAAGGAUGUGCUGGAUUUACAGUUGCCUACCAUUGUUAAUGCAUCCUUGUCUGUGUGGUCAUGUGAAGGUUGCUUUCCCAUUGACCAGAGAGAGAUCAGACCCAUGGUUCAUCUGUACACCCUUCUUAGAGCUGCUGAAGAAACUCAAAAUGGGGUGAUGGCCCCAUGUUCCUUCCUGGACCGUGCUCUCUCUCAAGGGGCUUCCUUGUCUCCACUGCAGCAAGAUGCAGAGCCUGAACUAACUCUGAGCAAGGAACUGUGGAGUACAGGAACAGGAGAUCUGCUUUAAGUGAGGCUCUUGCCCUGGGUAAUCAUCCCAUCUUGAGAAGCACAACAUACUAUCUUAGACUUCUCCCCAAGGAGUGUUGACCAACGUGCAUUUGAUGUCUAGGAGCUGCCCUGGCAGUGUGUGGGCCAUCAUCCUCAGCAGGGAACCAGAGACAGCAAUCACUGCUAAGUGUUAGAUGAUAGCAUGUUUUGCUGGCUGCUUUGAUGCAUUAUGUUUUCCACCAUCUGUAUUUGCACUGUGUUGGAGGCUUGCUUGCCCUGCUAGGGCUGGGCUGCGAUCCCUCCAGCACUGUGAGCAGCCAAGUGUGGUGUUUAGAGGGUGGAGAGGAGAUGGCAAGCUUUCUUUCAGCCGUUACUUUGCUAUGCUGAUGCCUUGUCUCCCCACACUUGCUCAUUUCUUCAAAUAUUGCUGCUCUCAAUGAACUCUUAGCAGCUGUCAGUCCCCGUUCCUGAAGUGAUGUGCAAUUCUGAGCUCCCUGCUGUGGUUGGGAUGGUCCUUGUGCUGACACUGCUGGUGCUCCCUGCUCCAGUAAUUGGCCUGUUGUGCUUUUUUAGCCUGCAAAGCCUCCUUCCCAAAUGCUCCUGAAGAGCUUCCUUUUGGAGCAGAGCUGCAGGAGACAAAACAAUCUCUGCUCUUGCAGAAAGAAACUUGUGUACCUGGAUCUCUCCCCUCAGCCACUGCUGCCCUGGAUGGUGUUUGUUGGCAGGCUUUGCUCCCAGUGCUCCUGCUUACCUCGUGCUCUCCCAAGAGGAACAAGUUUCACAUGAUGGCUUUGGAAAUAAGUCAGGGCAUGUGCCUUGGGCAGCACAAAAGGAACUGGAAACCUGAGCUUUGUUUGCAUGCACGUUGUUCCUGGUGUUGGCAGGGAUGAGCCCUGGCUCCAUGCAGCUGCUGUGACUGGUUUACUGGGCAUGGCAUGCGAUCCCUCCUCCUUGAAGGACAUUCACUGUUUUUUGAAGCCAUGACUGCCAGCAGAGGUAAGAUUCACGCUUCCUGAGAGCAGCAAGCUUUUUGUGUUUGCCUCCCAGCUCGGGUGAGCAGUUCUGCGGGAGGGCAAGGAGGGGAGCUGCACGCAAUUACCUGCAAACACUGGAGAGCGGUCAGAGGUCCCACUAUCAGCCAUGGCCCAGAUGUACUGAGUGAGCCUGCUCCCAGCAUCCUUGGCUCCUGCAGAUGCACGUGAGCCAGGCUGACUGUGUGCUGCAGGUGGAGGAGAAAAGAAGCCUUUCAUCUGCUCGCACAGAGCAGGCUGUCAGCCAGCUCAUGCCUGCUGUUUGGUUCCCUCUGCCACAGCCGGAGCAGGGAGGUGGGAGCUGAGCAGCUGUGCCCCUCCUCAGGGAUCAGCCCAGGGUGAGAAAUGUUAGGGGGAUGGACUCUGCUCCCUGUGUUAGCAAUCAGAUUGCUGCUGCAGGGUUAUCUGUCAGCACUGCCUUGGGGUCACAGUGUCACACAAGAGUCCCUCCUGGAGGCACUCCCAUGAGCCAGGUGAAAGCUAGCUGAUUUAUCAGGUGCUCUCUGUGCUAUGCACCCUUCCCAGUGUCCUUGGGAUAUGUGAGCCUGGAUUCAGGCCCUUCUCCUGCCCUUCACAAGGUGUCUCUCCUUCCUACAUUGACACCCUCACUCCCUGCUGCUGCGGCAGCAUCCUCCCAUGUUGCUGUCUCAGCUGUACUGGCUCUGCCAGAGCCGUGCCUCUCCUCCUCCCUGCCCACCAUGCCGUGCCAGCGAGCCCAAACCCACUGUGCUGGUCGCCUGAUUUGUUUUGGUUCAUGUUCCAGCUGAGGAUAAAGUUGCAGAUAUUUCUGUGCAGCGAUAGGAUCUCAACAGCCAGCCUUGCUUUAAUGUGAUCCCAGGCAUUCGAGGUGCCCCAUUACCUUAUCUCCCCUCUGCAGAUAUCUGUUACUCACCACUCUCACCCUAAAAGCAAGCCAGCCUGGGAGGGAACUGCAGAAGCUCAGCCUCUGCAACCCUGCUGUUGGGCAGAAAGCAGUAAGUGAGGCUCCCAUCCUGCUUUUUCUGCACAAGAUUCCCUUCUUUCUGCUUGCAGUGCUGUGUGGUGCAGUGGGGUGGCUGGGAAGGCUGCGUCACAGCUGACUCACACUGCUGGUAGGGUGGGAACCCCACGCAUUGGUUCCCACCCAGCUUCCCAGGGGCACCUGUUUGCUCUCUGGCUUUGCAGUUCAGCAGUCCAUGAGAUGAACCUGAUAUUGCUGCAUGCAGGGCCAGUGAGGCUGUCCCUCGUCCCAGCCUUACCAGCUGCAUCUUGCUGCUCUCCCACUGUCACAUGAGCAUUACACCAUCUCUCCCGUGGAGAAUGAGUGUGGAAAGUGCCUGGUUGCCAGAGCAAAGUGAAAUCUGCUCCAGCUUCAAAUGCACGCAACCCCAAUCUGUGCACUUUGGGUAAAUGCUAAAUUCUAUCUCUAGUUCAUGAAGAGGAGAGGCUGAUGCUUAAGUGAGGCAUGGGCACCAAACACCCAAGCUUCUGCAGCUCUCAGGUCUCCUGAAAGUUCCUUGAUGCAAAGAGAAACGUUCCCAGCCUGGGUGAGUCAUAGGGCAUUAGGUGGGCUGGGUCAGCUCUGAGCAACACUCAGAUAUAAAGGUGAGAAUUGUUCUAUUGAAUGGCCAAAAAGCUGUUGGUGGCAGAACGGCCUCUGUGAGCAGGCAGUGCAGAAAAAUAAGAGGAAAAUGGAAGGGGGUGUGGGGAGCUGGAAAUCAACAGCAGUUCGUCCAAUACAGAUCCUUGAAAAUACAGGAAUUUUGAAGGGAGGUAAAAAGAUGUGAUGAGAAACUACAUGGGAAUUUCUAGCAGUGAGGAGGAGGAACUGAAUUCUAGCAUAUUGAGAGGGGUGAAAAAAAAGAGUCAAAAAGCUCUUAGCUACAGGAAUUGGGAGAGCAGAGUGCAUGUUUUUGUAGUCUGGAUGGGGCUGAUGCCAUUCCCAUGUGAUGUGCACGGAUCUGUUUCUAUUCCUGCAGUGCUGGGCGGCUCAGGGUGAGCAGUGCAGGAGCUCUGGGUCACCCCAUUGCCUGCGCUCAGGUCCUGAGCUGCGGGCAGCUGCCCACCAGCUCCGUGCUCCUGGAAGAUGGUCGAUGGAGGUUCGUUGUGGGGUUAUGUAAUGAUUGACCUCGUGGAAACGGGUCUUAGGAAAGCAUGGAAUCAGCUUAGCUUGCGGACGGCUCAAGCUGCGAUGCAGGAGAUGUUAUCAUUGCUGUUAGGAAUUUAUGCUUUUGUACGGUUGGGAAGCAUUUGACUCCACCUCAUUGUGUCCUGGCUAGAGAAACAGGCCUGGAUCACAGCUUUCCUUGGACCAUGCUGAGCUGUGUGCCAGCAACUGGCUGACUCGCAGAGCUGCUCCAGGUCUGCCCACGGCCGUGCAGCUGGAGCCAUCAUGCCUGUCUCUGCUAUAGGAGCCCCCUGUGCAGGAGCUGAGGGAGGAGAGGCAGCGCUCUGCGAUCCUUCUGAGCAGCACAGAUGAACCCACACCUAAUUGCUUUUAAAAACCCCCUGUUGCUAUGGUGACUCAACAAGCGUGAUGCUCACAAGUUCUUCUCUCCACUCCCAGGUCUUGCGUUGGCACUGGGAAGCCUUGUGUGUACCUAUGUACGUACAUCUGCUUUCUUCCAGCUUUCAAAGGUGGCGUGCAGUCCCCUUGGAGCGUGAGCAGAAUCCCUUCUGAGCUGGGAAAAGAUUUGCUUGAAAGGUCUUGUAAUAAGGUUAAGGAGAGGCCAACAGCCGCUCGCCCUGCUGCUGAGCACUUCAGUAGCUAAAUUUAGUCCCUUGAGUCAUUACUGAGUCAGCAAAUUGGGGGCAGGAAAUCUUGAUUUCUCUUUUCUUCCUUUUUCAUCAGUGAUGUACCCAAGACGGGCUCCAGACUGGUUUCCCUCUCAAUCCAGCACACUGCCUGCCUGCAGUGCUUUCCCCUGGAGCAUCCUUGAGCCUGUCCAGAAAAACAAGCGAAGGAUGAAAAAUCAGAGUAAUGGCCAAGGAGACCACAUCCACUUGGCUUCUCUUGCCCGUGGUGUGAGUGAUUUAUCUAGCUAAGGCAUUGCAGUGGAGUGAGACCAGGAGCAGGGGGACGGCGCUGCAGCGGCAGCAUGAAGGUGUGCUACCCCCCUCUGUGCUGCCUUUGAUUUGCUUCCAGGAGGGAACUCUGCUCCCCAUUCCAAGCAGGCCCGGUGCUGGCUGGCAGAGCAGCGGGAGCCCUGCUGUAACUAAUGAGAUGUUUGCUUCUCGCUGCCUGACGCUGCGGUGGGUUCUCGGUGUGCCUGAGCCCUGUGCUGAUAAACCAAGCCUCCCGGAGAUGGAGCGGCUUCCCUCAGCUACAGGCCUGCUGUGUUCGCUCUUAUCUAAUAGGAUCUUUCCUCUGAGCUCUGCUUAAGCCUCCUGUGUAGCAUACCAAACCACUGAGGUUUGAUCGUACAGAGAAGCGGUGCAGAGUGAGAGCAGACCUGAGUGUCAGCUGCCCUCCUUUGGGUCACUGUUGAAGAGGACACAUGCUCAUGGGGGGUCUGCGGGUUCCCUGUGGCUCUGGAAGGUUCGGAGAAGGGAGCUUUUCCCCCAGCCAAACAUUUAUCCCCUCCUUGCUGCCAUUGCUGAUUAGAGAAUGGGUGUCUGUCUGUCUCUCCCCUGUUAUUUAUUAUGCUGUAAAAGCCAAGGUAACCCAUAUCAGUAAACGCUGUGGAGGGUUUCACACGUGUCAGCUGUGCGUACUUUAUGGAGCAGACACUCUUUCAAGACAACGGGCUCCGUGUGGGGAGGCUGCUGUGAUUAAUGCUGCAGCGUUCACCUGGCUGCUUCCUCCCUGCUGCCACACUGAGCUGAUGUCCCAGGGUGUCCCGAAAAUGUGCAUGAAGCAGCGUGGGACAGAGGGGAGGGAAAGGCUCUGUGCCUCCCGUUGGCAGGAAGAUGAGCAAAGCACACAAGGAGAAGUUUCUUCUCCAAAAAAGCAGCGAUGCAGUGGCACAGCUGCCCAGGGAGUGCUGGGUUCACUGUCCCUGCAGGAGCUCCAGAGCCGUAGGGAUUUGGCACUGAGGGAUAUGGGCAUGGUGGGGUGGGCUGGGGGUGCUGGAAAUUUGUUUUGGAGACAUUCAGACCCUUUCCUGUAGGCACCUGCCUGUUGCAAGAGACGUCCUCCAUCUGCGUGAGUUACUCUGGGCAGAUCCAGCUCUCCUGCAGGAUGCUCUCAGUAGUUGCUCUUGGCUGGUUCUGAGGAUUCCUUUCUCCCAACACUUGUAGGUGAUUGCUUCCUCCUUCUCCUCCGCCUUCCUUUUGUCUCUCUGCAGCACGACAGGUCUGGGAAGGGCCAUCUGCCGCUGUGAUUAAUGGCCCUUUUCUGGCAAAACAACAGAGACAAAUGUCCUUCUGAGCAUGGCAGAAAGAAGCGCAGAAACAAGCUGGCUAAUUUUCAGCCGUUAUUUUGGAACCCAAACUCCUUCCCGGUAUCAAUUUAGCUAUUAUUUCAAAAACUAAUUAAUCCUCACUCAUGCAGCUCGGAGGGACCAGUGUUUAGAUAAUUAACAGCCCGUGGAUUAUGACAGGCCUUGCUCUCGGAUCCUGUUACAGCGCUUGCCUUCAAGUACACUCGCGCUGUUGUUCUGCUUACCAAGUCCUUUCAUCAAUCCAUCUUUUUUUUUUUUUUUUUAACAAUUAAUAACAAAUAAUUAGCCAGGAUGGAUUCUAUUUGCUUUCUUGCAGCUCAGCUUCGUUUUGGAGGACUGAACUGUUCUUCAGCUGCGCGGGUUUGUAGUGAUUUUGGAGCUAAUUACAACCAAUCAGGAUAGGUCACUGCCAUUACCAGCAUCUGGAAAAGGGAGUUAUUAUUGCUCAGCUCCUCAGUAAGUGACAUGAGGUGUGAGAAAGGAGAUGCUUCUGUGAGGUUGUUGAUACUUCUCCAUCCUGAGCUUCCACCCCAGGAGAAUGUCUCUUUGAACUGCCCGAAGCUUCUGUUCUGCUGCUGCUCUGAACUCAUCUGAGGAGAUUUCUGCCUGUGAAUAGAUUUGUCUUUUCUAACUUUGCUCAGGAAAGCUUUAGUUAUACAAGGAGUUUUCAUCUUUCAUAGAAGUGAAGCUCGGUCUCAGCCUUUUUCCCUAUGAGAUGCAGGUCUCUGGCUGGCAUCCCCUCUCUUCUGGUUCUCCAUGCUGAUGGGAUCUGAAGGCUCCUGUAAGGCUGGGAGAACACCUGUGGUCCCUGCAUCUUCUGCCCUCUGAGCAAAAGCAGAGCAAGGGGCCCAAGCCACCCCGGUUCCUGAGCUGUCUCUGCUUGGGGCAGCAGAAGGGCAUCCAUCAGGUUGUGCUGGUUUUAAACAGCUGAGCACGGAUGCAGACUCACUCCUGGUUUCAGGCAGAAGGAAAUCCUUUCUGAUAAGCUGCUGCUGUUUCAAACAGACGAUAAAUCUCUGCAGGUAGAACUCCCUGUGCUAGCAGUUUGACCCCUAAUGAAGUAUUUACCAGGUUGGCAACUCACUCUGCCUCGGGAAAUACUGUCCUUUCACCUGUGUGCAGCUCUCACUUUUCUUUUGCAAAACCCAUGGCUUAAGGAGAGCAUCAAAGCAGCCAGCAGUCCACUCCUCACCUUCCCAGUCUCUCUCCAUUCUCUUUGCAGAUGCAGUUUGCCAGAGACCCUGUGGCUCUGCACCUUGGAGGGCAAAGAGCUUGCAGGAGAGCUGCACAUCUUUGUGUUUGGGAUGCUGUGUCCUCUUAGCAGCAAUCAGAGAGCAGCAACCCGGGACCAGGGGAGUGGUGAGCCUGGUGGAAAUGCCACUCAUAUACUGGCUGUGAGCAAUGGAAAUGGAGCAAGGGGCUGCUGCUGACCCUGGGCCAGGCAUCUUCCUCUGCCAUGCUGCCAUGACCUUUGUGGUGAGAUUGUGAGUGGAGAAAUGUGCUGAACCACCCCGUUGCCAUGGAAACCGAGGCUGGGAGGGGACCAGCCUGCUCCUGCUAAUUGCUGUGGAUCUGUGACCCCAUCCCUCCUGCCUCCUGAAACCUGCUUGGCUGGGAGAUGGGUGGAGGUGGAUACAGGGAGGUUUUGUGCAAAAUCAGGCUGCUGAAGAGCCUUCACCCAUGGGGAGCAGAGUGGGAACAGAGCACGUGGCUCUCCGAGACACGACAGGGAGCAGCGCAUCCAUCCAAGGUCACUGUCCCUUGUGCUGCAAGAGACAAAUUCCCUCCAAGGGCCGUGAGCUCCGGGAUGCUUCCUGCUCGGCCGAAAUGGGCCCCACGAGGACCAUCCUGGUGCUUCCAGCCAAGGAUGCUCUCGGUCCAGGGAUGCUCCCAGCAGAGCAGCGGGGGGAGGCGGCACCGGGGAGGGGACAAGAGCGGGCCCGGCCCCAUUCCCCGCCUCGCUGCCACAAAACGGGAGCCGGGAGCCUGCUCGGCUUCACACUCUCCCCUCCAGCCUUACCGAACCGGAAUAUCCCCCAUUAAACCUCGGACUGAACCCAAGCCGGCACCGAACCGAGCCGUGCGCGGUCAGGAGGGAUGUAGAGAUCAGCACCGCGGAGAGCGGCCGCGCCGAGCCGCGCCGGGGCCAUGGCCAGCGUGCAGCAGGGCGAGAAGCAGCUCUUCGAGAAGUUCUGGCGAGGGACCUUCAAAGCCGUGGCCACACCGCGACCGGAGAGCAUCAUCGUGGCCAGCAUCACCGCCCGCAAACCGCUGCCCAGUGGGACGCUCAGCUGCCUGCCGUACUCUGCCGAGGAUCGACGUCCUGAGAAGCUGAGCAGCUGUGUGUCCAAGGAGACCUCCACCACUAACGGCUGGGCAAGAGGGAAGGAGAGACGUGGCCAUGCUCACCACAGGUCACGCAGCCCCUCGUGUGAUGGGGAACGUGCACCACUGCCAGCCCGGGGCAAGAAGAAGAAGAAGAAAUCCAGCCGCAAGAAGCGACGGAGGUCUCCUUCCUACAGCCCCUCUCCUGUGAAGAAGAAGAAAAAGAAGAGCUCCAAGAAGCGAAAAAGACACAGGUUAUCCUCAAAGAAGAGAAGGCACAGUUCCUCAAGCCCCAAAAGUAAGAGAAAGGAAGAAAGAAAACACAAAAAACACUCUCGUGGGCGCACCCGGAAAGCUCACCGCCACCGCCGCUGCCACUCUCGCUCAGAGAGCUCUGACUCCUAUUCCCCGAGCUGCCGGAGCAGGCACAGAGCCAGGUCACGGGAGGAAGGGCGUAAAGCACGGCGGAGACGCUCCCGGCACCGUGCAAAAGUCCCAGCAAAGAGAAGCUCCUCUGCAGAGGUUCAGGCCAGCCAAACCCUCCCACUGCACAGCUUCCUGUCUCCUAAGGAAGUCAUCUCUCAGUCAGGGUCUUCUGCUGACCUCUUUACCAAAACAGACAGCCCGCCUGGCCGCCUAACCAGCCAGAACGGAGAGUGUCAUGAAUAUGACUCAGGAAACGACACUUCUUCCCCUCCCUCCACUCAAACGAGCUCAUCCAGGUCAAAGGACAGCCAGGAGAAACGAAGCGUAGCCCACGAUGGCUUUGGCCAUGCCUUCUCAUCCAGGAAGCCCAAAGUGGCCAACGGUGAUAACAGCUCUGAUUCAGGAAAUUCCUUCACCAGUUGCUUUUCCCAGACCAAGGCAACGGCUUCGGAAAAUCUGUCUCCAGAUCCCCAGAGACAAGACGAGAGAGGAUGCCUGUCCUCGUGUCUCAGCUGUUCAGAGGAGAAGAAGCGCAGUGUCCCCCCGUCGCCAGCCCGCAGCUCCCCGCUCAGGCCGUGCCCCCGCAGCGAGUCGUGCAGCAGCACAGGACGCUCCUCCCCUGGCUCCAGCUGCUCCUCACCCCGCAGGGCCUCCCCCAGGUACUCCCGCAGCAGGUCCUGCUCUUCAGGGAAGAGCCCCAGGUCUUCUUCACGGUCCCCCAGCUAUUCCUCUAAAUCCUGCAAAAAAAGCCCUGGAAGCAGGAGCUCAAAGACUCGCCGAAGCCCGAGUUACUCCCACUACAGCCCUACGAGGGACCGUGAGCACAAGCACAGCUCCAGUGAGAAGGAGUCACACCGGCAGCGGGACCGGCAGCGCCGGCGCUCCUAUUCCCCCCUGAGGAAGCGCAGGAGGGACUCCCCCAGCCACCUGGAGGCCCGGCGCAUCACCAGCGCCCGCAAACGUCCCAUCCCCUACUACCGGCCCAGCCCGUCCUCCUCCAGCAGCGCCAGCAGCUAUUCCUCCUGGUACAGCAGUCUCAGCCGCUCCCCCAGCCGGAGCAGGAGCUACUCCAGCCACCGGUCGAGCCGCAGCCGCAGCUGGAGCAGCAGCAGUGCAGAGAGCAGGAGCCGCAGCAGGAGCUCCGGCCCCAGGAGCAGCCGCAGCCGGAGCAGGAGCUGUGACUCAGGAGGCAGCUCCGACAGCCUGCGUCGCUAAGGAGUGCCGCCGGCAUCACUGAAUUCCUUGCAUUCUCCACAUCCUUCCCACCUACUUGGCCAUCGAUCGCAAUCACCCCCGAUACUGAUGUGACAGCAGCACUGCGUCCCCUUUUCUCAUUACGGAUGGAGUAAGAGCCCUCGUGCUCCUGGAACAGCCCCUCUGCUGCCUUGCAGGGAGGGUGGAUCCAUGCAGCUCCCCCAGCCAGAGCUGGGGCUGGAAGAGGGGCCAGUGCCCUACAGAGGCCCUGCAGGCCCUACAGGGUCCAUCCUCCUGACAUCCCCAUCUCCCCAUCGCUGCCACUCUGCGACAGCUGCCAGCUGCUCCAAAGGAAGAAGAUUUUGCCCUUCUCUUGCCAAAAGCGGGAGCCAGUGAAUUAAUUCCCUCUGGAGGAAGAGACACAUUUAGGGAGGAAUUUGCUGGGAAGCUUUGGUGAUGAGUGGACGUGACCUGUCCCCCUCAAGGCAAAUAUCAGGUCCCUGAUAUUGGAUCUCUCCUCCCGAGAUUCUGCCCACUCUGCAGCAGGUCUCUGCCAUGAGCAUAUUUAUUUAUUUCCAUACGCCCAACUCUGCUAUAAAUAGAAGGCUAGAAAUCCCUCCUGACAUUAAUUUCUGGGGGGUAAAAAAGCUAUUCCCCCUCUCUUUCUCCUGCCCUUUCCUAACAGGGUGUUACACAUCCACCUUUCACAGGGCUGCUCUGUUCCCCUCCAUCAGUGUGAUCGCUGAGAGGAGACACAGCAGAGGGGAGUCAGUGCUGCAGAGUGAGCUGGGGCUGCACGGUUCGCAUCUCAGAGACCCCCAACACCCCUCCCCCAAAAUUGCCUGUUUUUUUCCCAGGAUCUGGGAGGGCCCUGCCUGCCUGGGCGGCCCUGCGGUUUUGUCUCCCUGCCAGGCUUGCCAGCCCAGCUGCCUGUGCAAUUACUGUGUUUUGCAGAGCAACAAAGGCUUUUCCUAGCACGGGCUGAGCCGGUGCUGAGGAUUUUCUUUCUCUUACAACACCUGGGUGCUUAGAGACGCUAAUUUAGGUCUAAGACUUCCCUCCCUCCCUUUUUCCAUCCCCUCCCCUUCCAUCCUGCGUGAUCAUUAACGAGUUUGGGCUUAAUGAGUCAAGGAGGUGUGUCAUUGAAGUGUCACAGGAAAGGGCUAAGGGCAGCCAGCAUCUGCCGGAGGGGGAGAGGGGUGGAAGAAAAGGCAAACCCACAGCCAGAGAGUUACCCACAGCUCCCACUGGCAGCAAGUAAAGCUGUGAGCGAGGUAAGGUCAAACACAACCUGGAUGAUUGCCUUAUCGAGCAUAUGAACGUGUUAUCAGUUGGAAAACACAGCAGGAAGGUUUAUACUUCUGUGUAGCUGAUGCAAGGGGAAAUUUGAUAACAGGGGCCCUUUUUCCCGUCUCCUUCUCACUGCAAACCCCUCAGGCUGUGGUUGAGAAUUACAGACGAGGUGUUCUCGCAGCGGGUGCUGCUGCCUUCCCCCCACCCCGGCCCCACAGCAGCCUCUGGCUUCUCUGGUGGGGAGCACCCUUCUUGUAAAGGGCUGAGAACCCCAUGCUUCUUCCUUAGGGAGUCCCUCCCAGUUUAGCAUUGUCACCCUGUAGCACUCCAUGAAAGGUCUGAUCUCAGCGACCAGAGGCCAAAUCCCAAAUCUGUGGGUCUCUUCAUGCCCCUCCGUGCCCCCAAAUGCCGGCAUGCACCUGCAGCAGUGAGCCGGAUGGGCAACAGCUGGGAAAGCAAAGAGCUUUGUGCAAGCAAUGCAAACAGUCCAACUACAUUGAGCCGAGUUCCUGGUGGGAUGGAGAACAAACACAGUGCUGGAGGCAGCAGCACACGCUGGCUAUGGGACAAAGAGGUGCCACGUGGCUCUGGUACCCAUCCACCUGCACGGCCGGUGGCAGCUGAAGGCUCUCAGGCAUUGGAGCAAAACCUCUUUAUUUAUUUAUUAAUUAUUUAUUGACACACUUAUUUAUUAUCAGUGCGUUCUGUUUCUAAUGGCUAUGGUCGGGACGGAUGCGAGCGGUCGCCGUCGGCAGUAUUUAUUUAUUUAUUCUGGAGGGCAAAGGAAGGAGCGAGGAGUUAUCGGGGCUCUCUGUGCUUGUUUGGUCCUCCCCAUCGCAUGGAGGUUCCCAGUGCUGGCCCUGCACUGGCAGGAGGAAGGACUUCCCCGCGUUGUUUUGCAUUGUGAUCCACCCAUGGAAAAUCUGAGGUUGGGCCGUGAGAGCAUGGGAGGUGCCUGCAAAUCCAGCCCUGUGACAGCACUAACUGCGUCUGUGUGUGCGUGUGUGUGUGCAUUAUGUUUCCUCAGUGGUAUUUCUCUCUUUAUUUUUUAACUUAUUUAAGGUUUUUGGUACAACGCGCAUCAUCGCCCGUCCUGUCAGUGGGUUUUCUGUCACUUUGCAAGAAGCCUGUGAGCUUUUCUGUCUCUGUGCCUUUUGCCAGUGCUUCUUUUGUUGUAUGCUCACUCACUCGUUGCUUUUAUGGGAUUUUUACUCCAUGACCAGCAUCUCAGGUUGCUGUUGUUUGCAUGGAGCAGCUUCUGCCCUGGGGCAGUUCGGCCCUUUGGGUGAACACAAAUCGCUGCUCAUUGGCACUGGGGCUGCACACCAGGAGCUUUGAGGCAGUGUGUUGGCCGCCUCUCAGAAGUGCCAUCUCAGAGGGUUUUCUUUCUUCGUCCUUCCUGCCUGUUGUGUUGUUGCCAUCCCAAGUGCCCUGGUUGCCUUUCCACAGCAGAGCACAUGAUGCAGUGUCCCUCCCUGGGAUGCUUCCUGCUCACUCAACCCCCAGGCUCCCUCCUUUCCCACCCCACACACCAGGUCAGGCUGCAGCAAACCCAGCCCAGCCCCUGAAGUGUUGCUGCAAAGCGCAGAGGAAGGAUAUUUCACAGAAUCACAGAAUUGUAGGGGUUGGAAGGGACCUCUAGAGAUCAUCGAGUCCAACCCCCCUGCCAAAGCAGGUUCCCUACAGCAGGUAUUUCAGUGCACUGUUGUGUCAUUCCAUUUGGCCGCAGGUUGCAGCGCUCAGCUGUGCUCUGCUUUAUGUUGACCGUAACUUUUCUCAAUGUUUCUGUUGUUUUGGGUGGCUGAAGUUGUACCAAACCCAUCUGCAAUGGCCAAUCGAUGUUAUUUUGCUAUGCAUUGUACAUAGAUCGAAAAGGCUGAGAGGACUUGGCCUCUUAUUUAAUAUUUAUUUCUCCUAUUUAUUGAGCAUUACUUAGGAAAGCUGUUCGAGUCUCACCGUUGGCUCCAUGGGAUAUUUGAGAAAGGGACAAUUUUAGGUGCCAGACUGAAGUCUUUAAUGUCCAGCAGGGUUGUGUUAUCUGUGUGAUAGAGGAUGAACAAAUCCUGUGACUUUUGCAGCUACCUGGAAGUCUGUGUGUGACCAGGAUGAUCUCUGAAGCACUGCAACAUCCACUGCUGUAGCAACAGCUCUGUGAUAAAGCAGCCUAAAUUUUGGACUGUUGUAGAGAACAGCACCUUGAGCCCCAUCCAGGGAAUGGAGAGAUUUAGAACAAAAGCCCAGACAGGAGAAAAGCUGCCAGGGAAACCGUGUCCCUGUUUUCUCUGCUGGUCAGUUCCUUACCAAAUCAUACCGGCACAUCUGUUCAUUCGACUUCACUGUAAAACUACCUUUGCUCUCCAUGGAAAUGCAUACUGUAUUCUUUAGUCUUCCUGGGGUAUUCGAGUCGUUAGCCUGUUUAGAAAAGGGUUCCAAUAAAAGUUCAGAUGAUAUCUGGUUCA
Messenger RNA from Tympanuchus pallidicinctus (lesser prairie-chicken), 17508 nucleotides. RefSeq names its product serine/arginine repetitive matrix 4 (gene SRRM4). The record is from RefSeq and is a predicted model, not a curated record. Gene Ontology annotation, molecular function: mRNA binding. Lineage: Eukaryota; Metazoa; Chordata; Aves; Galliformes; Phasianidae. The transcript has 22 exons. Gene Ontology annotation, biological process: neuron maturation; mRNA processing; regulation of RNA splicing. The coding region runs from base 11960 to 13777 and encodes 605 amino acids. Gene Ontology annotation, cellular component: nucleus.